AUGACUGAUUUCACAGCGGGUACGCUGUACCGGCAAUACCUCGCACGCCUCAACGACAACCUCAUACAGUUUCAGCGCGAAUACGCUACAUGGCAGCGCGAACGUCGCGCCUGGGAGUGGGACGUCCUCCAACAGAAUCUGCAACGUCCUCAGACUGCUUGGCCCGACCAGACACCAGAAGCAGAGAGGAAGAGCUGUAUGGGGGAUGUGGUCAUCUCGGGGAUUCAUUCGACCAGUCAGUCAAUCUAUGUCCAAGCUGGGCUGGCGACGUCGAUGAGCGACGGCAUUCAGUCAGUGCAAUAUCGCACCACUCCCAGAGAUGUGAACGGUGACAACCUGCCUCGCGAACAGGAUGCUGCUUCUAGCAGCCAUCGCAUCUUGGCCACGUUGACCCAGUCACGUGGCGACGUGCAGCUCCCCCAAUGCACACACUGCCGCCGGGGCCUCGGCCCUUUCGACGAGUGCGUCGCGUUGGGCGAUGUCGCGGACCACACCUGUGCCAAUUGUGCGUGGACGGGUGAUCGUUGA
Paecilomyces variotii is the source of this 528-nucleotide messenger RNA. RefSeq lists its product as hypothetical. The coding region runs from base 1 to 528 and encodes 175 amino acids. The record is from RefSeq and is a predicted model, not a curated record. The transcript has 3 exons. NCBI's taxonomy places the organism in Eukaryota, Fungi, Ascomycota, Eurotiomycetes, Eurotiales, Thermoascaceae.